AUGGCCGAACCCCAUAAGAGAAUCGAGAAUUCUCUGGCAGAGUUGGAGAAGGGCAAGGACAAGCGCAAAUCACCAAUACUGCGUUCACGAUCUUGCAGUCCCCGAGGGAAGAACUCCAGGGGCCGAAGCCCAAGAAGACGCAGCCCGUGGAGACAGCAAAGUCCGAAGUUGGCCAAGUCUCCUCCCAAGAAGGAAUCCUCGUUGAAGAGGAAGGGCAGACCUCGUUUCGUCAAUUAUACUGAACUCGCAGUGCCCCAAGACCAUAUCUAUGCAAUCGAAGAGAGAAAUGGAGUCUUCAAGAAGCCGCCCCCCAUCAGGGAAAAUCGCGACAGAAGAGACCCCAAAAAAUUCUGUAAGUACUACAAAGACAUUGGUCAUACUACCUUAGAAUGUUGCGUCUUGCAGGACGAAAUCGAGGAGCUGAUUCGGAGAGGAAAGUUCGACAAGUAUAAGAAGGGCGAGGAAAGUCAUCCCCGAGUGGAUGACAAAGAAGAAAACCAAAAUGCGAGCGGUUUGAGAACACCUCGCAACAUCUUAACUAUCAUUGGAGGACCCCAUAUCGCAGGAGACUCCCGCAAGUCACAAGAGCGAUAUGCCAGAGAAACCAAGGAAAAGCCGCUCACCAAUGUGAACAAUCUUAGUGAGCGGCCCGAGAAGCUGUUUAAGAAGGAAUGCGACGACAUCGCCUUUAUGGGGAGUGAUGCGAGAUGGGUCCAUCACGCGCAUUCUGAUGCACUAGUUAUCGUCGCCAAUAUUGGCGGGGAUAAUGUCCACCGCAUACCCGUCGAUAAUGGAAGUUCAGUAAAUCUGUUGAACUUCCAAGCCUUCAAACAAAUGGGAUUGCAGGAGAAGGACCUGCGGCCUGUGACGUCGAGCAUCUAUGGCUUUACUGGCGACGUCAUAGCAAUAAAAGGAAUGAUCAAACUCCCAAUCACCUUGGGAACUGCCCCGGUAACAACCAAGUCAAUGGCUGACUUCGCAGUAAUCGACCAGUAUUCUGCAUAUAAUGCCGUUCUGUACGAGGAGUCCAAGCAGAUUCGCGAGAAUGCUACAACACAGCAGUCAAGCUCGCGGAGAAAAGGACAGUAA
Cannabis sativa is the source of this 1089-nucleotide messenger RNA. RefSeq lists its product as uncharacterized. Lineage: Eukaryota; Viridiplantae; Streptophyta; Magnoliopsida; Rosales; Cannabaceae. The record is from RefSeq and is a predicted model, not a curated record. The coding region runs from base 1 to 1089 and encodes 362 amino acids. The transcript has 2 exons.